Sphenostylis stenocarpa is the source of this 966-nucleotide messenger RNA. NCBI's taxonomy places the organism in Eukaryota, Viridiplantae, Streptophyta, Magnoliopsida, Fabales, Fabaceae. The record is from the annotation of a GenBank genome assembly.
AUGAGUUCGUCUUCGGCAGAUGCUUUUCCAGCAAUUCAGGAAGUUAUGCUGGAGUUCCGUGCUGGUAAAAUGGUUCUCGAGGGAAAAACGGUUGUUCCUGAUACACGGAAAGGGCUUGUUCGAAUUGCUAGGGGUGAAGAGGGAUUAGUCCAUUUCCAGUGGCUUGAUCGCACACAAAAUGUUGUCGAAGAUGAUCAGAUAAUAUUUCCCAAUGAGGCUAUUUUUGAGAAGGUUAAUCAAACAUCUGGAAGGGUUUACAUAUUAAAGUUUAAUAGUGAUGACAGGAAAUUUUUCUUCUGGAUGCAGGAAUCAAAUGCUGACGGUGACUCACAACUGUGUAGCUCAGUGAAUGAUUACAUUAAUCGACCAUUAGAGUUACUUGGUGAAGAGGAGCCUGAUGGAUCUCUUCCACUUCAACUUUCUGAAGAUAUGGCUGAGGAUGACAUCCCAUCUAGAGCUGCAAACUUAGGUAUCCCAAACUUGAGUGUGGAAGCAACGAGUGAGGUACCAUCUUCUGGUCGGGUUAGAUUGGAAGAUCUCCAGAGAAUAUUGAGUAACCUUGGGCCUGCAGAUAGUAUUGUUGAUCCUGAUGGAGGCUUGGGACUUGGUGAUAUAUUGAAGCCUGAUCUAAUAAUGCCAUUGAUGGAGACAUUACCUUUGGAGCAACGUUUAGCUCCCUAUUUACCUGAGGGUAAGUCGUCUCCAGAAGAGAUAUUGGAGUUGUUGCAGAGCCCACCUUUCCGUCAGCAAGUAGAGUCAUUUACUUAUGUACUUCGAACGGGACAGAUAGACUUGUCUCAGUUUGGAAUUGAUCCAAGUAAAUACAAGUUCACAGUUUUGUCUUUUCUGGAGGCUCUUGAGGAUUCUGUUUCGAAGUCGUUAGAGUCUGAAGAGACUAGGCAAGAUGAUCAGGAUUUAAGAUCUCAAUCUUGUAAUCGUCAUGACCAAAUGGAUGAAUCUCAGUAG